GCGGUAGCCCUCCUAUCGCCGAAGUCGAAAGUACUCGGCGCAGCGAGCCGGACCCGGAGCCCAGGCGGCCGUGGCCACCUCCCGCGCGCCUGUCUGCGCCUCCGCGGGGAGACCAGGCAACCAGCGCCAGCCCGGUCGUUGCCGCCUCCGCGCCGGGACGAGCGCGCCUCGGGGCUGGGAGAGGCAGCCGCACCCUGGACUCGCCGCGAGGAGGAGGAGGAGCAGACCCCGCGCCCCGGCGCCCGCUGCGCCCGGGAGCACCCGCCGCUCGCGCGGCACUCGGUCCUCGGUCCUCCGCCGCCCCGCGCGCGCGGUCCCUGCCACACGGCUUGCCCACCGCCGCCUCUCCGCUUCCUCCUCCUCCCUCUUCCCGGCCUCCCACCCGCCCCGCGCCAGUCCCUCUACCUCCGCCGCAGCCCCGCCGCCGUUGGGUCGCUCGGCUCCCGGCGAUUGAUUGAUUGAUGUUUAAUUUCCUGCCAGGCGGGGCCCCCCUCCCCCGGCCACCUCCCCCGCCCUCCUCCCCGCCCCCCACUCGCCGCUCUCGCGGCGGUGGACCAGUCUGGCUUGGGUUUAGAUCGUUCCCCCCCCACCCCCAUCCCGAAAUCAUCCAGAGACGUCUCCCGCCCCCACCCCAAAUUAUUAUUUUGAAGGCGCUAGAUCUGGGGACGGGGAGGGGGAGGGGGAGAAAUCGGAAACCGAGGACAACCCAAAAGGACUCACUUUGCCUGAUGACUCAACGCAACUAAUAAUCAUCUCCCUCUCAGUGCGUCUCUCUCUGCGGCUUGUCAGGGAGUCUGGCUCCGGCUGCUGGCGGCGGCGGCCCGGAGCGGAGAGGCUGGAGGUGACAGCUCGGGCGGCCACCGCGCUCUCUCCCGUGCGCGGCCCCGGCUCCCUGCGCCGCCUCGGCUCCCGGUGGCACCGGCCCUGGGGCUCCGGCCGCGCCUCCUCGCGAGCUAGCAGCCCGGUGGAGCGGCAGCCCGGCCCGCCUCCGGGUCCCCAGCGCUUGCUCUCCGGAACCGGUCUCCUCCGCGGAGGUGCGAAGGGCUCUCUCUGCCUCGUCUCUGCUCCCCUCCUCUGAGGCCCCCUCCCCCGCUCGCUCGGUGCCCCUUCGGAGGAGCCUCCUUUCCCUCCCACCUCCCCUCCCCUUCCCCCCCAGUCAUCCUCAUCAUAACUACCAUCUCCGCGCUAGAAGGCACCCUGACCCGGGACCGUGCGCGGUGGGACCCGGGGCGGAGGCGAGGGGAAGCAGGGAGAGGAAGGCAGCCCCGGACUGCACUGCGAGGCGAAGCAGCAGAAACUUUCCACCCUGGAGUCUCUACUUUUGCUCCAUGGACAGAGCCCCAGCCAGCCGAGCUACAGACAGACCGUGAGCAGUAAGUCCCUGCGCGUUUUAUUGCGACCUGCCCGUGGGAACUCUGUCUCCGAGCCGGAGCAGCAUGGAGCGGCGGAGCGAGAGCCCGUGUCUGCGGGACAGCCCCGACCGGCGCAGCGGCAGCCCCGACGUCAAGGGGCCUCCCCCGGUGAAGGUGGCGCGGCUGGAGCAGAACGGCAGCCCCAUGGGAGCCCGCGGGAGGCCCAACGGCGCCGUGGCCAAGGCCGUGGGAGGGCUGAUGAUCCCCGUCUUCUGCGUGGUGGAGCAGUUGGACGGCUCUCUCGAAUAUGACAACAGAGAAGAACACGCCGAGUUCGUGCUGGUUCGGAAGGACGUGCUCUUCAGCCAGCUGGUGGAGACGGCGCUGCUGGCCCUGGGCUACUCCCACAGCUCCGCCGCCCAGGCCCAAGGAAUAAUCAAGCUGGGCAGGUGGAACCCGCUCCCGCUCAGCUACGUGACCGAGGCCCCCGACGCCACGGUGGCCGACAUGCUGCAGGACGUCUAUCACGUCGUGACGCUGAAGAUCCAGCUGCAGAGUUGCUCGAAGUUGGAAGACCUGCCCGCGGAGCAGUGGAACCACGCCACCGUCCGCAAUGCCUUAAAGGAACUGCUCAAAGAGAUGAACCAGAGCACACUAGCCAAAGAAUGCCCUCUCUCCCAGAGUAUGAUUUCAUCCAUUGUAAAUAGCACAUAUUAUGCCAACGUGUCAGCAACCAAGUGCCAGGAGUUUGGGCGAUGGUAUAAGAAGUACAAGAAGAUUAAAGUGGAAAGAGUGGAACGAGAAAACCUUUCAGACUAUUGUGUUCUGGGCCAGCGUCCAAUGCAUUUACCAAAUAUGAAUCAGCUGGCAUCCUUGGGGAAAACCAACGAACAGUCUCCUCAUAGCCAAAUCCACCACAGCACUCCAGUCCGAAACCAAGUGCCCGCGUUACAGCCCAUCAUGAGCCCGGGGCUGCUCUCUCCCCAGCUUAGCCCACAGCUUGUCAGGCAGCAAAUAGCCAUGGCCCAUCUGAUAAACCAACAGAUCGCUGUGAGCCGCCUCCUGGCUCACCAGCACCCUCAAGCCAUCAACCAGCAGUUCCUGAACCAUCCGCCCAUCCCCAGAGCAGUUAAGCCUGAGCCAACCAACUCUUCUGUGGAGGUCUCUCCCGACAUCUACCAGCAAGUCAGAGAUGAGCUGAAGAGGGCCAGCGUGUCCCAAGCUGUCUUUGCAAGAGUGGCAUUCAACCGCACACAGGGCCUGCUGUCCGAGAUCCUCCGGAAGGAGGAAGACCCGCGGACGGCCUCGCAGUCCCUCCUGGUGAACCUGCGGGCCAUGCAGAAUUUCCUCAACCUCCCCGAGGUGGAGCGGGACCGCAUCUACCAGGACGAGCGGGAGCGGAGCAUGAACCCCAACGUGAGCAUGGUGUCCUCGGCCUCCAGCAGCCCCAGCUCCUCCCGGACCCCUCAGGCCAAAACCUCCACACCGACAGCAGACCUCCCCAUCAAGGUGGACGGCGCCAACGUCAACAUCACAGCUGCCAUUUACGACGAGAUCCAGCAGGAGAUGAAAAGGGCCAAGGUGUCCCAAGCCCUGUUCGCCAAGGUGGCUGCAAAUAAAAGUCAGGGCUGGCUGUGCGAGCUGCUCCGCUGGAAGGAGAACCCCAGCCCGGAGAACCGCACGCUCUGGGAGAACCUGUGCACCAUCCGCCGCUUCCUGAACCUCCCCCAGCACGAGCGAGACGUGAUCUACGAGGAGGAGUCGCGGCACCACCACAGCGAGCGCAUGCAGCACGUGGUCCAGCUGCCACCCGAGCCAGUGCAGCAGGUCCUUCACAGGCAGCAGGCCCAGGCUGCCAAGGAGAGCUCCCCUCCCCGCGAGGAGGCCCCGCCCCCGCCGCCGCCCGCAGAAGACAGUUGUGCCAAAAAGCCCCGGUCUCGCACCAAGAUCUCCUUGGAAGCCCUGGGGAUCCUGCAGAGCUUCAUCCAUGACGUGGGCCUGUACCCCGACCAGGAGGCCAUCCACACGCUCUCGGCGCAGCUGGACCUGCCCAAGCACACCAUCAUCAAGUUCUUCCAGAACCAGCGGUACCACGUGAAGCACCACGGCAAGCUCAAGGAGCACCUGGGCGCCGCGGUGGACGUGGCCGAGUACAAGGACGAGGAGCUGCUGACGGAGUCGGAGGAGAACGACAGCGAGGAGGGCUCGGAGGAGAUGUUCAAGGUGGAGGCCGAGGAGGAGGGCGCGGACAAGGGCAAGGCCGCGCCCGCGGACAGCGACCAGAGAUAAUGUGAACCCCGCCAGGCACAGCAAUACAUCGGUCCAAGGAUUUCCUGUUCUCGUUGCUUUUUUUUAAAAAAAAAAAAUUUUGGCUUUAUUUUAUUUUUGCCUUUUUUUUUUUUUGGUCUGUUUGGUUUUUCUUACCUUUUUUUUUUUUUUUUGACAUUUCUUUGUUGCACAGGAUACACCUGUAGAGUGAAUACGUUCAGUAUUUCCCAACCAGAGGUCGCCUUGGCAAAGACACUCGAGUGUUACACUUCGACCACGGACUGGAGCACAGUCAUGCCGGCCCGGGGGGACUCUGCCUUCGCUGUUCUUGCACUUCAUCGAAGAGCCAGGGGGCCAGUCCCGGGAGGAAAAGAUGGACGAGACACAUGAAGGAAGCGACGCGUGUGUGUAUAUGUAUAUGUACAUAUCUAUAUAUUUACAUAUAUAUAUGAAAAUUGCAUGGGACAGAGAACCUUACAACCGGAAAGAAGAGACUGUGAAAUGAGUUCUUGGAGAAGAGACUUGUUUAUGUAUUAAAAACAAAAAACCACUUCCCAGUGAGUCGCUUUGGCUUUUUGAUAAACUUCAGGCCUGCUCUCAGGGUGGGGUGACUAUUUUUGAAUUCCUAUUUAUUUUCUGUGUUUAUCCCUGAUUUUUUUUGAAUUCUAUGGCUUCCUAUCUGGCAGCUUGAUGGGUAAUUUUUGAGGUAUGUAUUUAACAAAAUAAAUCAACACUGCCAAAAAAUAAAAAAUAAAAAAUAAAAAAAAAGUGAGAGAGAGAAGAAGAAGGUAAAGGGAAAAGAAAAUCAGGGCACCUUAAAUGAUACAAGUCCAAUUACUCUUAAAGACACAAUGCACACUUAAACUGACUCGAUAUGUUCCGUUAUUCAACCUGUCGUUGCUUUAGUGAUCAGAUGUAUUUCUGUGGAAUUCCAGACGAGUAAACCUGAAAUUCGGUACAGAGAAAACUUGGACAUUAGCGUGGUCUUGAUGAAACGCCAUUUUGAUGUUGGACAUAUGGAAUUCAUAGUAUGAGCCACAUUCUGUUGUGAAAUUUAUUUACCUGCUCGUGGCUUCAAAUCUUAAAAUGAAUAAGCCUGCUCAUUUAAAAGUUGUUUGUUGCUGUUUUCUUUUGUCUUUUUUUGUUUUUGUUUUUAAAUAGAAAAUAGUUCAAUGUAACGUUAAGUUAGAAAAGAAGUUGCUGCCCAGUUCAAGGGCCCCCUCUCAAAUAAAUCUCCAUCCGUCUCCCAAAAGGCAUUUCCCACUCUUGUUUCACUCUGGGCUUCCUCUCCCUCCUGCACAUUCCGUCCCCCCGACCAAACACUCUCAUUCCUGCUCUCGCAGCCCCCGCGUGGCAGCCCUCACCAGACCCCCGGGUUGAGUCAUUGUGCAGCUCCAAGCAAUAGAGCAGGUGACACAAUUGCAGUGGCGUCGCCUGCUUGUCACCAUCAGAAACGUUUUCCCAGUUCCCUACACAGCAGUUACUUGUCCUAAUGCAGAAUGAAUGCCUACGGGCUGCUGAGUGGAAUGAGCAGGAGAGCUGCAUUCUGCCACAGCUCCCCAACCUUUAGCUUCUUCUCAGAAACACUCGUAGCAUUGCUGCCCACUUCCAUUAGCGUCAGUGCAAGAGGAGACCUCACCUUCAGGACCGGCCUGGUGAGCCUGACCCGGCUUCAUCGUGGCCAGCGGACAGCCCCACACCGUUGGAUUUUUUUAUUUUUUAUUAUUGAGUUGUGUUCUCAUGCAACCUUGUCAAAGACCUCAUGCAAUAUCACUUUGAAAGUUAUUUUCUGUUUACUACACAACCAUUGUAAUAUAACUGUUAAUACUAUUUAUAUAUUUGAAAGGUAUAAGAGGUAGGAGUUAAAAAAAACAAACCUCUAUGUGUAGAUAUUAACUCAGAACUUACACUAUACAGGGAGAAGACGUUGCAAUACAAGCUAAUUCUAGCUGCUCAGUAACCUCUGGAGUUUUUAAAGGGACAUGUUCCUGUACUUUUCCCAAUACCGAUGUUGAAAAGAUGAUCUCCACACGAGCAUCACAUACCUUUGCGAAGGAAUGGUUGUUUGCGGUUAAAGCCUGGGCCCAGCCCCCCUCCUCCUGUAGCGCGCUGCGGCUUUCAUCAGAAAGGCCGCGGCUGCCCCCUGAUCUCCGAGUUACUCUCUCCAAAUUGUCUUCUUACACUGUCGCUGAAGGUCACUCUGUCCACGUAACGGAAACUGAUUUGCCAAGCUCUUACAAGGUGGUUCAUCGAUGGAUGGCAUCCGCAUUUGGUAUCUUUUACACUUCAACCAAAAAUUUAUUAGGUAUUUUUCAAUGCUAAGUCUUGCCUUUUAUUUUUUAAUUUCACUGCCAAGUUUGCAGUGGUUCUAAGUGAAUCUGUGGGCAUUUUAGCCUGUGGUCUUGCCAGAUCUUUGCGAAUUACAAUGCAUAUAUGUCUAUUUAUUCAAUAUCUGUCAUAUAAUAUCUAUUUGGAAGAAGAAACUUUCUCUUGUAGUGCCUCUUGACAAAGCACAAUUUCCCGCCUUUUUGUGUGUGUGAAAUGAAAAACAAAUUGUGUUUUAUUGCGGUAUCAACAAUGUGAAUAAGGAUUAACAUAUUGUAAAUGUUCUUUUUUCCAUGUAAAUCAGCUAUCUUUGUUAUCACUAAGUGAUAAUUAAUUUUUAACUUAUGUGCAUCGUUAGGCUGUUAGAAUUUUUUGGUUGUUAAAAUAAAACGCAUUCAAUAAAUAUGACGUUGUU
Myotis daubentonii (Daubenton's bat) is the source of this 6360-nucleotide messenger RNA. RefSeq names its product SATB homeobox 2 (gene SATB2). Lineage: Eukaryota; Metazoa; Chordata; Mammalia; Chiroptera; Vespertilionidae. Gene Ontology annotation, molecular function: DNA-binding transcription factor activity, RNA polymerase II-specific; RNA polymerase II cis-regulatory region sequence-specific DNA binding. The record is from RefSeq and is a predicted model, not a curated record. Gene Ontology annotation, biological process: chromatin remodeling; regulation of transcription by RNA polymerase II.